GUGACGGUAGCGCUCACGGCGCAUGCGCGCACAAUCAUAAAUAUGCGCGCUGCCUGACAGACAGUCGACAGCAAAUCAGCUGGAGCAAUAUGACUGGCUAGUUUCUUUCUGUCCUCUCUUGUGCUGUUUGUCGCGUGAGGUCAGAGGUCAUGGCUGCUGAUUGUGGCAUGUUCGUGGACUGGUCUCAGAUGGGCGAUGUGAGUCGCGACGCGGAUCCCGGUAAGAUCGAAUAUAAAGACUUAAAGGAGCUGAAGCAGCACGCCCGCUCGGGUCAGUGGGCCAAAAAUCACAGCCAGCGCUCGGCCGUUUACCGGCAGCUGCUCAAAGUGCUCCCGUGUCGCACCGUCACGCCGGACGCCGCGGUCUACCGCGACAUCGUAGGCAGUGCUAACAGCAAGCGCAUCUCAUCCACUCCCCAGCUGCCUGAGUUCGUGGACGGGGUGGCAGUGCCAUGCUACAGUCUAAAGCCCGAAUCUGUGGGGUCGGUGCAUGCUGUUCUUUCCUGCAUCGCAGGGCAGUUCCCGGAUAUCUCGUAUUGCCCGUCUUUACCGGCGGUGACCGCGCUGCUGCUGCACUGGAGCGCCGAUGAAGCGCAGUGCUUCGAGAGCGUCAGCCGCAUGCUGGCCUGCAACGAACCCGGGCGCCGUUUAUUAGAUCAGACUUUCCUUGCAUAUCAAUCGGCCAGCAUGACCUUCGGCGACCUCGUGCAUAAAUACUGCCCGGCCGCGCAUAAGCUGAUGGUGGCCACCGCGACAGACGUCCUGGAGGUUUACUCCGACUGGCAGCGAUGGGUUCUGGGCGACCUUCCGUUUAGCUUCGCUGCGCGUGUGAUGGACGUCUAUUUGGUGGAGGGGUACAAGGUCCUUUACCGCGUGGCGCUGGCGAUACUGAAGUUCUACCGCAAGCAGCGCAGCGCUGCAACAAGCUCGGCUUUAACCAAACAGGACUCGGCGGCGAUCAGGAGCGAUAUCCAGGCGUUCGUGCAGAACAUCGGGAAAAGUGUGACUCCGGACAAGCUGCUGGAAAAGGCCUUUUCCAUCCGUCUGUUCAGCCGGAAAGAGAUCACGCUGCUGCAGCUGGCCAAUGAGAAAUCACUCCAGCAGAAAGGCAUCACCGUCAAACAGAAGAGUUCUAUCAAAAGACAAAAUGUGCAGUUAGCAGUGAACGCUGAUAAUUUCAGCUCGGAGAUCGUCAGCGCGAAAGAGAUCAGAGAUAUCUGGUCCUGGAUCCCGGAGCGUUUCGCUUUAUGUCAACCGCAGCUGCUCUUCACCACAUCCACACACGGAUGCAGCCUCAACAGGUUUUAUUCUCAUUGUGAGGGAUACGAGCCGACACUGAUGCUCAUCAGGACUACAGACGGAGAGGUGUGUGGAGCCUUCCUGUCCACUGAUUGGGAGGAGCGGAAGAGGGGCGGGAACAAGUCCAGCUUCUUUGGCACCGGAGAGUGUUUCGUCUUCAGAAUGAAGCCGGAGAUGGAGCGUUAUGAGUGGGUGGUUAUCAAACACCCGGAGCUGGUGAACACGGCUCAGUCCGCAGACGAUGAACAGAACUGUGCUAAUAACAACGAUGAUGCAGCUCAGUCUCUAGAGGAGCCCACAGCAGACGCGUCUCAGCUGUCACCCUUCCUCUCCACACGACACUUCAACCUCAACUCAACCAACACCUCCAUGUUCAUGGCGGGAAACGCCGACUCCAUCAUUAUCGGAGGAGGUGAAGGGAACGCUCUGUACAUCGACUCGGAGCUGAACCACGGCCGAACCGAGCGCUGCCUGACCUUCGACAACCCACCGCUGUGUGCCGAGAGCUUCCAGGUCGCUCUUCUGGAGGUGUGGGGCUUCAGAGAUGCCAUGGCUUCAUAAGAGCAGCUCUCCACGACUGCAGAUGCUGACAGAUGCUGUGGCUGUAAAAUAGACGUCCCUUCAUGAUGUGCUGCUCCUCCAGUGCACUAAAAUAUCCGACCUAAACUCCUGUGAAGAUCUCAUGUUUAUUGAGUAUAUUUAUCGAUUUAAAACAUAUCUCGAGGUUUGUUUUGAUUGUUUUCUUAUCGGUGGAAAGCUGUUCUGAUUCAGGAAAUGAAGUUUAGUAUUGAAGGAUUCGGUCAGUUUCGUCAAAACCGCUUUUUGCAUUUUCUGCAGUAAUGAUUAAAUAUCUACAAGAAAUGAGGAGACUUUCAUGUUAAAUCAAAACCAUAUUUAUCGACGUGAUUCCAGCAAGGUGUUAGAAAUCUGUCACUGUCUUUUCUGGUGCGGAACACACCGAUAUAUCACUGUUUUCUAAUUACAGUCACAAGAACGUGGUGAGGGUCAUCAAAAUGUUUUAUUUUUUUAUACAAUAUAUAAUUUGUUUCUUUUCAUUUUGGGAUGAAAAUGUAUUUAUGGAUUUACCCAGCGAGUUUUCUCUGUUCUCUCUGGAAACCACUGCAUACAAAAUAAAAAAAGCUUGACUUUUAUCUCACAGUUGAAUGAUAUAAACUCACAAUUGUGUUAUAAUGUCAGAAUUGCAAGAUAACUCAAACUUCAGAGAAAAUUUUGAUUUCUUUUGGUUGGUAAUUUUUUUUUUUUUUUUUUUUAUCAGAAUGGAGAGUUUUUCCAAAUUGGGAGUUUGUAUCCGAAUGGGGAGUUUGUUUCGGAAUGGGGAGUUUGUUUCGGAAUGGGGAGUUUGUUUCGGAAUGGGGAGUUUGUAUCCGAAUGGGGAGUUUGUAUCCGAAUGGGGAGUUUGUAUCGGAAUGGGGAGUUUGUAUCGGAAUGGGGAGUUUGUUUCGGAAUGGGGAGUUUGUUUCGGAAUGGGGGGUUUGUUUCGGAAUGGGGAGUUUGUAUCCGAAUGGGGAGUUUGUAUCCGAAUGGGGAGUUUGUAUCGGAAUGGGGAGUUUGUUUCCGAAUGGAGAGUUUGUAUCGGAAUGCGGAGUUUGUUUCGGAAUGGGGAGUUUGUUUCGGAAUGGGGAGUUUGUAUCGGAAUGGGGAGUUUGUUUCCGAAUGGAGAGUUUGUUUCCGAAUGGAGAGUUUGUUUCCGAAUGGGGAGUUUGUUUCGGAAUGGGGAGUUUGUUUCCGAAUGGAGAGUUUGUAUCGGAAUGGGGAGUUUGUUUCCGAAUGGGGAGUUUGUAUCGGAAUGGGGAGUUUGUUUUCGAAUGGAGAGUUUGUUUCCGAAUGGAGAGUUUGUAUCGGAAUGGGGAGUUUGUAUCGGAAUGGGGAGUUUGUAUCCGAAUGGGGAGUUUGUAUCGGAAUGGGGAGUUUGGAUCGGAAUGGGGAGUUUGGAUCGGAAUGGGGAGUUUGUUUCCGAUUUCUGACUUUGUAUCUUGCAAUUGAGAGUUUUUAUGAUACAAUUCGGAGAAUAAAUGUCAGAGUUGCAAGAAAAAGUCACAAAUAACUUUAUUUUUUUGGUUCAUUAGCAGAAAUGGGCUUCCAUAGUUCUUCUAUGCAGCUUUGUGCCAACUGGGAAAAAUAUAUUUUCCAGGUUCUCGACACACAGAGGAUGGGAAAACACGAGCUCUUCAUAAACCUCCAGUGGAAACAGAAACACUUUUGGGGCAUUUAGCGACUUUCAAUGGCAUUCCAGUGUUCUUUUAAAUCAGAAAUCAACAUCCUGUCAUCACGGACUCAUUGUCCUCUCGUUGUUCCAAACGACGUAUAUGACUUUUUUUCUAUAGUGUGACACAAACAGAGAUAUUUUGCAGUGAAAGUCGAGUGGUCAGAGCUAUCAAGCUGCUAAAUGAACAAAAAAAAAAAAAACACCAUUAAAGUUAGAUUUAAACAAAAUAAUAAUAAUGAAAACAGAUCCUGAAAAAUCCUGAAAAGUUGUGUUUUUUUGUGCAUGUAAUAAAGAAAGUCAUCUUGUCUUGGAACAACAUUUUCUAUGAUAAAUGCAUUCUAUCUUAAUUUACAUUGAAUGAUUUUGAUCAUAUGAUCAUAUCACUCCGUCCAAAUAAAAAAAAAAAAAAAAAAAA
Molecule: messenger RNA, 3940 nt
Organism: Carassius auratus (goldfish)
Lineage: Eukaryota; Metazoa; Chordata; Actinopteri; Cypriniformes; Cyprinidae
Product: TBC1 domain family member 24-like
Exons: 8
Coding region: 150-1859 (569 amino acids)
Source: RefSeq, a predicted model, not a curated record